UGACAGGUGAGCGGACGCCAGGGGAGAGAUGACCGGGCAGACGGAGGAUGAUAUACCUGAAACAGGAGCAAUCUUCACAUUUGGGAAGAGCAAGUUUGCUGACAAUGUGCCCAGUAAAUUCUGGCUGAAGAAUGACCAUCCAGAAGAAAUCUCGUGUGGGGGUGAUCACACUGCUGUCGUAACAGGCCAUGGCAGGCUGUUCAUGUUUGGAAGUAAUACCCGGGGUCAGCUAGGACUGGGGUCAAAGAGCAACGUCAACAUCAACAAGCCCACUGCUGUGAAAGUGUUGAAGUCUGAAAAAGUGAAGUUUGCAGCAUGUGGGGGAGACCACACAACAGUGUGCACAUGGAGUGGGCGGGUUUAUGGUGCUGGCAGUAACCAGGAGGGGCAGCUUGGUUUGGGACACUGUGAUGACACAAAUACCUUCCACCUGAUUCAUCCCUUCUCUGACCACACACCAAUCAAAAUGCUCGCUGCUGGCUGCAACACCUCAGCUGCUCUGACAGAGGAUGGCAGGCUGUUCAUGUGGGGUGAUAACUCGGUUGGCCAGAUCGGUCUCGGGGCCGAGAGCUACACCUCAGAGCCUAGAGAGGUGAUGGUGGGGCAGCCAGUGGCCUGGGUGUCCUGUGGAUACUACCAUUCAGCGUUCGUCACAGUGGACGGGGACCUCUACACAUUUGGGGAGAGCGGGAACGGAAGGCUGGGUCUAUUCCCUGACCAGCUGGCCAAUCACAGAGUCCCUCAGCAGGUGGAAGGCAUCCAGGACCCGGUCAUCCAAGUGUCCUGUGGAGGGGAGCACACAGUGGCACUCACAAAGGAGGAUGUGUACACAUUUGGGCGGGGUCAGCAUGGGCAGCUGGGCCACGGGACCUUCCUGUUCGAAGCACCUCUGCCCAAAGCACUGGACCACUUCCGGAAUGGCAGAGUCAGUCACGUAACCUGUGGAGAGAAUCACACCGCUGUGAUAACAGACAGUGGGAUUCUGUACACCUUUGGGGACGGUCGCCAUGGUAAACUAGGACUGGGGGAAGAGAACUUCACCAACCAGUUCAGACCAACACUGUGCCCACGAUUCCUCAAAUACAGCGUCCAGUCAGUGGCAGGUGGCAGCUCUCACAUGCUCGUGUUGGCUAUGCCCAGACCCCCUGAGGUUGAGGAAGUGGUGAUAGAGGAGGAUGAUGUCACAGAGACCAUUCUGGAAGCUCUGGAGACCUACACUGAGCUGCUCUUGAUGGAUCCCUCCCUUCUGAUGCCCACCCCACCGACCGCACCUCCUCUCUGGACCCUGUCUGCUAGGGCCCGCCGCAGGGAGAGGGAGUGUUCUCCCGAUCAGUUUGGCCAGAUGUUCCGUAACCUUCCUCCUCUGAUGUCUGGCUUCUUCAACACCUCCCUUCCCGUGUCAAGAAACAUCCGCAUCUCCAGAACACCAUCUAAAGACCCCUCCACCUCCUCACUGUCCUCCAAUCCCUCCUCAAACAACGCCCCCAGUCCCUCUCGGUCACUCAAACCCAGAGGCAAACCCCCUUUAACACCAUCACGGUCACCCAAAUUCACAUUCCCAGACCCUCCCAGCCCUUCACUCUCCUCCAAGUCCAGCCCUAAGAAGAAGCCCACCCCGUCAAAAUCACCAAAAUCCACGUCUAAAGAACCCAUUAGCCCCUCACGGUCCUUCAAAUCCAUGCCUAAACUCAUCCCCGCCCCCACACUGACCCCUAAAACCCCCUUUAAAAAGCCCACAGAUGACAACCAAUCCCCCAAAACGCUGUCUAAGUGGCACCCCAGCCCUUCUCGGAGUCCCACCCCACCACAGACAGAGAGGACCGAGGACACAGUGACAGAAGCCCCUGACAGCCUGAUGCUCAUUGAGAAUAUGGAGGAUGAAAAGGACACGUUGUUAAACCUGGCAUCACUAUCGAGAGGAGAUUCUGGCGAUGAGACUGGGACUACAUUGGCAGGGCAGAAGGAUAAGGGACAUAAAAAGGGUCGGGCUCUGAGGAGAGCUGUGAAGGAGGCAGAGAGGGAGGUUAAACGAACCCUGACCAACAGGAAGGCGGAGCUACCUUCCUAUAAGGCCCUUCCCACCGAGUUUCUGAGAGGUUCCAGCAUGAGUUCGUUAAAGGCAGAGGCCAUGCCCACAAAGAGCCCCAAACCACUAAAGACCCCUCAGACCUCCCAAACCCCAGCCAGGGGCAAGGAGAACAUCACUUUAACAACAGAAAAGGCUGGCCUUAAAGUGAACACCAGUAAACUAGAGAGCAAUCCUCAAAGCACAGGUAAAGCAGGGUCUAAGCUAAGUAUACCUGCAAUGAAACAAAGCAAGUUAUCUGUAUCGAAACCUAGCACUCCUAAACACAGUCAGAUCCAGAUAUCGAUGUCUAAACCCAGCACUCCAAAGCAUGAUCAAAGCAAACUGUCUGAAUCUAAACCCAGCACUCCAAAGCAUGAUCAAAGCAAGCUGUCUGAGGUGAAUAAAGGUACAGAGAUGAACGGUAAAGGCCCUGUAAAGGUCAAAGGUAAGGAGUCCGAGGCGACCAGCACUCCCAUCAAAACUAAAAGUUUGGAGUCCAAAGACAAGAAAUCCAAAAUUGCAGAGGAAGAUACUAAAACUAUUGAAGUUCAAAAUAAACCACUUCAAGGGGUCAAGUCCGCUCCAGUCAAAGUUAAAGGUAAACAAUUAGAGGUCAAGUCCAACCCUGUGAAAAGUAACAUUCAAGAGGUCAAAUCCUCUCAAGUCAAAGUUAAAGGUAAACCAGUGGAAAAGGAGCCAAUUCCAAUUAAAACUGUGGCUGAAAGCACUCCUUUGAAUGUAAAGAGGAUUCCUAAGGAGAUUGUAGAUAAGAACAAACCAUCUGAAGGUAAAAGCACUCGAAUAAAGGGAAAAAGGAAGGCAAAAGAGGUGAAUGAACAAAAGACGGAAGAGUCUAUUACUCUCAAAGAGUCAGGGACAACAGAGGGGAACAAAGUGACUGUUAAAGAUAAAGGCAAAGUCACAGAAACAAAAAGUGUGACUAAACCUGAAGAGGUUAAAGCUAAACUGACUAAGUUGAAGGGAACCUCGGUGAAAAUGAAAAGCAAGCCAACAGGGGUUUCCAGCCAACCAAUCUUAGUAGAACCUACCUCAAAGGCCGAAUCACCAUCCGCAUCACUGUCAUUAUCAGAUGCAAUGCCUCAAAAUGCUCGGGAUAAGAAGUCAGCGAAGUCUGAGCUUAGAGAGCCACUGGUUGUCUCUCAGGUCAAGGAUAGAGUGGCGGUCCGGGGGGAAGAUACCAUUGGUGAAUCCCAGGAGGGGGAGCCUGGCUGGGGAGGAUUUCUCAGUGAUGCAGCCUCUCUCCUUCCAGCUGUGGGGAUGGCGGGCGUAACCAUGGGGGUCCUGAGUGAGGCAGUGACAAGUGUGAGGGGGUUUCAGUCGGAGAGUGACACAGCCACCUCUAUCCCUCCUCGACGGUCCAGCCGGGUAGAGAGGUUCACCAAACAGAGCGCCAUCACCCAGCCUUCCUCCUCCUCCUCCUCAUCCUUCUCUUCAACAUCAGAUCCCAGUGCAGGUGCACAAAGCAAGAGGACCGCCGUCCGCAUCAGCGUUCUCGGGUAUUCUGAUCAGGAAGCAGGGAGCAGGAGUUCUGAGAAGAACCCAGACACCACAGAUGCUGCUAGUGACAGGUCAGGAGGUCAGGCCGAGGUUGAUGACGAUGAGAACACUAGUAGAGGUCAAAGGUCAGAGGUUGAGGAUGAUGAAGCUGAAGAUUCCACAAAGAGACAUGGAGAGGGGGAUGGGACAGACAUGGAGAGCACCCAACAAGAGGGAAAAGAAGAGGGGGAUGAGGAUGACAGGAGUAGUAAGGGUCUGGAAGAGAGCAGUGAAGAGAAUGAAGGGGGAGAAGCAGAAGACAGUGAUACUGUGGGGACAGGAGAGGGGGAGGAGAGCAAAGAGAGUGUUUCUGAGGGGACAGGAGAGGGGGAGGAGAGCAAAGAGAGUGAUACUGUGGGGACAGGAGAGGGGGAGGAAAGCAAAGAGAGUGAUUCUGAGGGGACAGUAGAGGGGGAGAAGAGCAAAGAGAGUGAUUCUCAGGGGACAGGAGAGGGGGAGGAGAGCAAAGAGAGUGAUUCUGAGGGGACAGGAGAGGGGGAGGAGAGCAAAGAGAGUGAUUCUGAGGGGGAGGAGAGCAAAGAGAGUGAUUCUGAUGGGACAGGAGAGGGGGAGGAGAGCAAAGAGAGUGAUUCUGAGGGGACAGGAGAGGGGGAGGAGAGCAAAGAGAGUGAUUCUGAGGGGACAGUAGAGGGGGAGGAGAGCAAAGAGAGUGAUUCUGAGGGGACAGUAGAGGGGGAGGAGAGCAAAGAGAGUGAUUCUGAGGGGACAGUAGAGGGGGAGGAGAGCAAAGAGAGUGAUACUGUGGGGACAGGAGAGGGGGAGGAGAGCAAAGAGAGUGAUUCUGAGGGGACAGUAGAGGGGGAGGAGAGCAAAGAGAGUGAUUCUGAGGGGACAGUAGAGGGGGAGGAGAGCAAAGAGAGUGAUUCUGAGGGGACAGUAGAGGGGGAGGAGAGCAAAGAGAGUGAUACUGUGGGGACAGGAGAGGGGGAGGAGAGCAAAGAGAGUGAUUCUGAGGGGACAGUAGAGGGGGAGGAGAGCAAAGAGAGUGAUUCUGAGGGGACAGUAGAGGGGGAGGAGAGCAAAGAGAGUGAUUCUGAGGGGACAGGAGAGGGGGAGGAGAGCAAAGAGAGUGAUUCUGAGGCAAGUCUAGAGGAGGAGGGGGAGGAGAAGAGUGAAGAGAGUGAUGCGGAAGGCGAGGAAGGAGAGAGUGGUUCUGGGACAAGUAGAGAGGGGGAAGAGGAGGAUAAGAGUGAAGAAGAGUGCAGUGAUGAAGAGAGUGAGGAUGAAAACAAAGAGGAAAAGGAGGAGAGCAAUGAGAGUGAGGAUGAAAAGGAGGAGGGUGUUGAUGAAUCAGGAAGUGAGGCUGAGAGCAAGAGUGAGGGAUCAGCAGAAGAGGAGGAAGAUGAGCAAGCAGAAGAAGCAGAGAGUGAAGAAAGUAAAGCUACUGAGUCAGGAGAGGAGGAAGGAGAGGGAGAGAGUGGAACAGAGGAGGAAGGAGAGGGAGAGGAUAAGGAAGGUAGUGAAAGUGAAGAAGAGGAGGAGGAGGCAGGUGUAAGUGAGGUGGAGGAAGGAGAAGAGGAUGACGAUGAGGGAAAGGAUGCAGAAAGUGGAGAAGGUGAGGACAAUGUAGGAGAGGAGGAAGAGGAAGCAGUUGAGGGUGAGGAAGAAGAGGAUGAAAAGGAAGGGGAAGAGGACGGUGAAGUCGAAGAGGGUGAGGAGGGAGGAGAGGAUGAUGAGACAGAGGAGGAAGAGGCUAGUGGAGAGGAAGAACUUGAAGAUGAAAAAAGUGAGGAAGAGGAUGAAGAAGAGGAGGGGAAAGGGAAGGAAGAUACCCAGAGGGAGAAACCCAAACCAGCGGCCCGUACCAAGCAGAGGACCACAGGGGGAAAACAGGCCAACAGUACCCAAGAAUCCCAACAGUUCUGGAACAAUGUCUUACCCCAGUACCUGGAGCUGAAGUGA
Coregonus clupeaformis (lake whitefish) is the source of this 5548-nucleotide messenger RNA. Its product is annotated as X-linked retinitis pigmentosa GTPase regulator-like. The coding region runs from base 29 to 5548 and encodes 1839 amino acids. NCBI's taxonomy places the organism in Eukaryota, Metazoa, Chordata, Actinopteri, Salmoniformes, Salmonidae. The record is from RefSeq and is a predicted model, not a curated record. The transcript is spliced from 15 exons.